Molecule: messenger RNA, 718 nt
Organism: Acanthoscelides obtectus
Lineage: Eukaryota; Metazoa; Arthropoda; Insecta; Coleoptera; Chrysomelidae
Source: the annotation of a GenBank genome assembly
AUGGCUUCAACAGCAGAUAAAACAGAGAAAGAUUUGAAAUACUUUCAAAGACUCAAAGAUAAAUUUCAGAAGAGACCUACACUGGACAGAAUGUUCGCUUCGACGUCACAAAGAAAUGAUGAUGGUUUGCGGGCGCCUUACAAUACCUCGUUACUUAACGCAAAAUCCGGAAAAUCGCAUACUAUCGGAGAGAAGUUAAUUUUGCCACCCGUUGAAGAGGUUUCAAAAACUGUUUUACACAAACCUGCAUCUGAUAUCAUUAAAAGAAUUCCCUUAAGCAACAAUACUGUUUAAAGACGUAUUGAUGAAAUGAGUUCUGAUAUUGAAAGCUUCUUAUGUAAUUAUUUGCAAACGACCCAUUUCUCUAUACAACUGAACGAGUCAACUUUACCUGAUAAUGCAGCAUUAUUAUUGGCAUAUGUUCGUUUUAUUAUGAAUCAAGAAAUCUACGAAGAACUGCUCUUCGCAAGAACUUUGAUAACCGACACUAAAGGUGAAUCAAUAUUUCAUGUUUUGAAGGAUUACUUCAUUGAAAAAGCAAUUCCUUUAUCAAAUAUAAUAUCAGUAGCUACAGAUGGAGCACCUGCCAUGGUUGGACUUUAUCGUGGAUUUAUAAGCUAUUUAAAACAAAAUGUGUCAGGGGUGUUAGCAAUACAUUGCGUCAUCGAUCGACAACAUUUAGUUGCUAAAAAUUUGAGUGUUAGAUUGCAUGAAUCAC